GUCAAAGUGGAGCUACGGCAAGCCGUUUGGUCCUUAAAGGCUGUGACUGAUCAUUGUUGCCAGCCAACUACGAAAACAACAUAACUGUCUGUGGUGUCAGGCGAGGAUGCAAAAUAUUUUCAGAAUGAGGAGCAGCAGGUGUAGUGAACAGUGGGGGGCACUGCUCCUCCUCCUGUCCUGCUAUCUGCUGUGUGUCCACUCUCAGGUGGAUCCACAGCAGCCCCCACCAGCGGGAGUAGAGAGUGGAGCUCAUAUAACUGGUCACGGUCGCCUGGACAAAAAUAUGGUCCAGGACAAAGACCACAUCAUGGAGCAUUUAGAGGGAGUGAUAGACAAACCAGAGACAGACAUGUCACCUCAGGAGCUUCAGCUGCACUAUUUCAAGAUGCACGAUUAUGAUGGCAACAACCUGCUGGAUGGGCUGGAGCUCGCAACAGCUAUCACACAUGUACACAGAGAAGAGAGAGGAGAGAACAGCGCACCAAUGAAAGAGGAGGACCUUAUAAUUCUUAUUGACGAUGUUCUGAAGGAUGAUGACAAAAACAAUGACGGGUAUAUAGAUUAUGCAGAGUUUGCCAAAUCAUUAGAGUAAGAUGUCAGUGGAGCGCUGGCAUUCUUCAUGUCCACAACAACAACAACAACAACAACAACAACAAGGAAUCUGCAGAGAAGAGAAGAGAAGCCACCAAGCUGUCUAGAAACCAUCGUCUAAGCGUUGUUGGCGAUCAGUCAGGGUUAUUGGUGAUUAAUGUCCAAGUUCUGGAAAUUUUUGUACUUAAUAAGCUUGUGACACAUCGUUUUUUUUAAAGUGAUGUCCAAGCUGGUAGCAGCAAAAGUGAUUAUACCAGUAAUUUAAUAAGCAACACAAAAGGAGGAUGAGAAAAGGGUCUUUUUAGUUGGACUCUGGUGUAUGCUUGUGCUGCAGUGACACAUCUGCACCUUCUGUUUUUGUAGGUUCCUUGAAAGCAUGCCUUUUUUUAAAGGGUCAGUUCACUCAAUAUCACUGACAAACACCAUUACCUAACCCCUCAUGAUAUCUUACCAUGCAUGUAUACUGUUAAUUCAGUUUGGUGAGGUUUCAGUGAUCUCUGAGAUCACUUUUCCCAAAAUGCGUACAGAGUAAAAGCCCAAUACCUUCACUUGGAACUAAUACAACUAUCAAUACAAACUCCUCAGAGUCCCCUGGACAUUACUCUGUGUCAUUUUUAGACGUGUUGGAAGACCGUGGCAAAUAAAACCCAGACUAUCUUCAACUUCUAAUUUUGGAAGGUUUUGGGUGAAUUGGCCCUUUAUACGUACAGUCUAAACACUCUAAUAGUGUGUGUGCUUCUUUUGACGGUGCUAUACUUAAUUCACUGUGGUAGCGCAAUAGCAUCUAAACAGAAUGUCAUCACUUUUUUGGACCCCAGUUUCCAUUUAAAACUGGUUUCACUCUGUACAGUGUGCAUACUGGACCCAAGCAGACACACACUCAUUUACAUGAACACACUGUGGUUGUGUGACACUCAAUGUUGUGGACCAAAUGAUUCCUUCUGUGUAUCCAUUUCAUUCGUUGUCUGUGAUGAGGAUGGGACAAACGGGUCGUUCUCAUGACAUUAGAAAGUGGCCUUGACUUAAUCAGAUGUACAGUAGCCUGAUGUAGUGUGUGUGUGUGUGUGUGUGUGUGUGUGUGUGUGUGUGUGUGUGUGUGUGUGUGUGUGUGUGUGUGUGUGUCGAGAGGAGAGAACCAUGCUGAACUGAUGAGGUCGCAGGUAGAGCACUAUAUUGUAUGUUGCCUGCAGAGUCUCCAUUCAGCAGUGGUUCAUCAGCCCAACAUGUCUCUUCCUGGGGUUGCAUUUGCUGUUAUUUUCAUAAAGAUAUGACAUGAGCCAAUCACCAUCAUCGUCACUGUGCAGUCUGUGAGCCAGCUGAUACUUGACAUAAAUCUAACGUCAUAGAAUGAAUGAAUGUAUGUAUGUAUCACAGCGCUGUGCUGCUGAUUCUUUAUCACUGGAUAAUCUCGACUCAAAGCACACUGGUUGAUGCUGCUGCCACUGCAGUUGUUAAAAUGCUUCACAGGUUUCCAGUCAAAGUGUUAGGAAGCAUCAAACUCAACAUGUUUUUGCUUCAAAUCAUUAGCUGCCUUUCAAACAGAUACGAAUCAAAUGUCAUGGCUGAGUGUGUGAGUGUCUCAACAUUUGUUGAAUCCAUCUUUGAUUGUUUCUAAAGUGUGGAUGAAUUCUAUAUUUCUGCCGUUCAGUAUUGAUUCUUCAAUCAGUUCAGGUUGUUAAUUAUAUUUUAAAAAAAACAAACAAACUGAAAGCAUAACAGAUGCAACUGUGUUGUCUCUGGAAUGUGAAAUAAUAAAAACUGUAAUCUACAGGC
Molecule: messenger RNA, 2364 nt
Organism: Epinephelus fuscoguttatus (brown-marbled grouper)
Lineage: Eukaryota; Metazoa; Chordata; Actinopteri; Perciformes; Serranidae
Gene: mcfd2
Product: multiple coagulation factor deficiency 2, ER cargo receptor complex subunit
Exons: 4
Coding region: 107-592 (161 amino acids)
Molecular function (GO): calcium ion binding
Source: RefSeq, a predicted model, not a curated record